AUGAGCAGCCAGGGCCGCUCGGGUCCCCCCGGGAACCGCGGGCCCAGGGAAGGCGAGGGCGGGGAAGCGAGGAAACUGCAGGAGGCGAGGGUCGCGCGGGGAAAGCAAGGGAAAGGGAAGGGGAAGGGGAAGGGGAAAGCGGGCUCCGGGCACGGCGGAAGAGGAAGCGGGGCGGAAGGGAAGCCGGGCCUGCAGCCGGCGAGGAAGGCAGCGGGGCCGGCGGCUGAGGCAGGCCCGGGACAGGAAGGCGAGGGAGGCGAGGAGGAAGGGCCGAGAAGCUCCGGGAAGCGGGAUGAGGGCAGCGCAGAGCCGAGGAAGGAGGAACGGAGGGUCCGGGCCGGGCGGCGGGAGGACGACAGCCUGGAGAGAGGACAGGAGCAGGGGUGUCAGGCGUGCGGCGGCGGCAUCCCGGGAACCCGGACGGCCAUGGCGGCGGCAGCCGAGGACGCGGCGGCGGCUGUGGAGCCGGCCACCCGUCCCGCCGCGGGGCCCGCGCUCUGGCGCCUGCCGGAGGAGCUGCUGCUGCUCAUCUGCUCCUACCUCGACACGCGGGCCCUCGGCCGCCUGGCUCAGGUGUGCCGCUGGCUGCGGCGCUUCACCAGCUGCGACCUGCUCUGGCGCCCGAUAGCCCGGGCCUCGCUCAACACCGGCUUCACGCGGCUCGGCACCGACCUGAUGACCAGCAUUCCAGUAAAGGAACGAGUGAAGCUGUCUCAGAACUGGCGGCUGGGGCGCUGCCGAGAUCGGAUUUUACUGAAGUGGAGAUAUAGUCAGAUGCCUUGGAUGCAGCUAGAGGAUGCUUCUCUGUACCUAUCUCAGGCUAAUUUCAUCCUGGCCUACCAGUUCCGUCCAGAUGGUGCAAGUUUGAACCGUCGUCCCUUCAGAGUCUUCGCUGGACAUGAUGAGGAUGUGUGUCACUUUGUGCUGGACAACUCCCAUAUCGUCAGUGCAGGAGGAGACGGGAAGAUCGGUGUUCACAAGAUCCACAGCACCUUCACUGUCAAGUACUCAGCUCAUGAGCAGGAGGUGAACUGUGUGGACUGCAAAGGUGGCAUCAUUGUGAGUGGCUCCAGGGACAGGACGGCCAAGGUAUGGCCUUUGGCCUCAGGCCGGCUGGGGCAGUGCUUACACACCAUCCAGACUGAAGACCGAGUCUGGUCCAUUGCUAUCAGCCCAUUGCUCAGCUCUUUUGUGACUGGAACAGCUUGCUGUGGGCACUUCUCACCUCUGAGAAUCUGGGACCUCAACAGUGGGCAGCUGCUCACACACCUGGGCAGUGACUUUCCCCCAGGGGCUGGGGUGCUGGAUGUCAUGUACGAGUCCCCCUCUACACUGCUGUCCUGCGGUUAUGACACCUAUGUUCGCUAUUGGGACCUCCGCACAAGUACCCGGAAAUGUGUCAUGGAGUGGGAAGAGCCUCACGACAGUACCUUCUACUGCCUACAGACAGAUGGCAACCACCUGCUAGCCACAGGCUCCUCCUACUAUGGUCUCGUGCGGCUGUGGGACCGACGCCAGCGAGCUUGCCUGCAUGCCUUCCCACUGACGUCCACGCCGCUCAGCAGUCCUGUGUACUGCCUGCGGUUCACCACCAGGCAUCUCUAUGCCGCGCUGUCUUACAACCUCCACGUCCUAGACUUUCAAAACCCAUGACAGACCUCCCCUGCCUAUGGGCUGGGCAAGUCAGCUACUCAGGGACCUCUCUUGCCUGGCAGGUGAAGUGAUACCUCACUCCUCUUCCCAGCCCUGCUGAGCUCCUAGGUCUCUGGCCACCAUGCCCGGGCACCUGAAGCACUGAGUCCUGGACACUGGGGCUGACUCUGACACAGGCCCUCCUGUGCUCUUAGGAGAAUGUGCCUGAACUUAGGUGUUUACAGUGGGGUCAAGCCUGCUCCCAGCCCUGCACAGCACCACUGCAGCCUACAGAGUGCCGAGGUCUCUCACCAUCCCAGAUAGACAGAGCUGUGCAGGAGCCAGAGCCUCUGCUGGGCCCAGCCUCCUCCUCAGUCAGAUUGUAACUUUCCAACACCUGGGAGCUGGGGUACAUACCUGAGUACUGGUCUGGUUUUGCUUUGAACUAAGAAAGGACAAAGGAAGCCUGACAGUUUGGGCUUCUGGGCUAGCUGCUCCUCAGGCCAGCUGUGGGAAACAUGUUACCAUUUUAAUUUUUAUAAAAAUAAAAUUUAAUUGUUCACAAA
Molecule: messenger RNA, 2198 nt
Organism: Grammomys surdaster
Lineage: Eukaryota; Metazoa; Chordata; Mammalia; Rodentia; Muridae
Gene: Fbxw4
Product: F-box and WD repeat domain containing 4
Exons: 9
Coding region: 1-1653 (550 amino acids)
Biological process (GO): SCF-dependent proteasomal ubiquitin-dependent protein catabolic process
Cellular component (GO): SCF ubiquitin ligase complex
Molecular function (GO): protein binding
Source: RefSeq, a predicted model, not a curated record